This is a messenger RNA of Dipodomys spectabilis (banner-tailed kangaroo rat), 925 nucleotides long. Its product is annotated as HLA class II histocompatibility antigen, DP beta 1 chain-like. NCBI's taxonomy places the organism in Eukaryota, Metazoa, Chordata, Mammalia, Rodentia, Heteromyidae. Gene Ontology annotation, molecular function: MHC class II protein complex binding. The record is from RefSeq and is a predicted model, not a curated record. Gene Ontology annotation, cellular component: membrane; MHC class II protein complex. The transcript is spliced from 6 exons. Gene Ontology annotation, biological process: peptide antigen assembly with MHC class II protein complex; antigen processing and presentation of exogenous peptide antigen via MHC class II; positive regulation of T cell activation. Bases 1 to 681 code for a protein of 226 amino acids.
AUGGAGAAUUACGUGUUCCUGUCACUGGACGAGUGCUACGCGUUGAACGGGACGCAGCGCUAUGUGGAGAGAAACAUCUACAACCGGGAGGAGUACGUGCGCUUCGACAGCGAGGUCGGGGAGUACCGCGCCGUGACCGAGCUGGGGCGGCCCGACGCCGAGUACUGGAACAGCCAGCAGGACUACCUGGAGCAGAAGCGGGCAGAGGUGGACACCAUGUGCCGACACAACUACGAGCUGGACGAGGGCUUCACCCUGAAGCGCCGGGUCCAGCCUAAAGUACACGUGUCACCCUCCAAAAAGGGCUCCCUAGAGCACCACAACAUGCUUGUCUGCCGCGUGACAGAUUUCUACCCAGGCAACAUUGAAAUCAAAUGGUUCCGCAAUGGCCAGGAGGAGAAGGAUGGGGUGGUGUCCACAAGCCUGGUACACAAUGGAGACUGGACCUUCCAGAUCAUGGUGAUGCUGGAGAUGACCCCCCAACAGGGGGACGUCUACACCUGCCACGUGGAGCACCCCAGCCUGGACGGUCCUGUCACCGUGGAGUGGAGGGCACAGUCUGACUCAGCACGGAGCAAGAUGCUGACUGGCGUUGGGGGCUUUGUGCUAGGGCUCAUCUUCCUUACGGUGGGCACCAUCAUGCGUGUGAGGAGCAAGAAAGCUCCACAAGCACCUAGAUAAGUUGGGUUUCUGCUCUGAACUGAAAGACUAGAUGUGCCUCAGAACAAGGAUUUUUCUGUUUCUUUAGCCUCAGAGGCUGAUUUGGGGAGGAAACCCCAGCUUCCUCAAGAAACGUUGCUGCCAGCCAAGUAAUUGCUUUGAAACUAGCUUUUCUAUUUUUACUCUUUGAUUCAGUGCAAUUUCUCUCCUGAGGCCUCUAUAUGCCCUUCUACUUAGCUCAUUAAAGAAUAAAAUCCUUUUUCUU